Molecule: messenger RNA, 1179 nt
Organism: Achroia grisella
Lineage: Eukaryota; Metazoa; Arthropoda; Insecta; Lepidoptera; Pyralidae
Product: collagenase-like
Exons: 8
Coding region: 1-1179 (392 amino acids)
Biological process (GO): proteolysis
Molecular function (GO): serine-type endopeptidase activity
Source: RefSeq, a predicted model, not a curated record
AUGCUUAAAGUCUUAUCCGUAUCUGCCGAUCCCUCUUUGACUUUUCCUGAAUCAACGAGAGAUGUCUCCCGUAUAGUGUCAGGAUGGGAAGCAGAGCGUGGUCAGCUGCCGUUCCAGCUGUCUAUUCGGAUGGUGAACCCCAACGGUUCAGUCAACUCGUGUGGAGGUAGCAUUAUUCACCAGGAAUGGGGUAUCACUGCGGCUCACUGCACCGCAACUCGCACCACUAUUGUGAUCCGAGCGGGCGCAGUCAAUCUCACACAACCUUUCUACAUCUUCGAAACGACAGAGUAUUACAACCAUCCUCUGUACAACGAAGCUUUGCAGCAGGUGGUGCAGCCAAAUGACAUCGGCCUCCUCAAGUUUGGGAGAGCACUCAUCUUCAACGAUUAUGUCCAACCGAUUAGGCUACAGAACUCUGAGUCUAAGAAUCGUGAUUACCAUGGCAUCAGAUUGACUGCCAGCGGCUGGGGGCGGACCUGGACCCAAGGACUGGCGCCUGAGAAUUUGAAUUGGGUAUAUUUGUUGGGCACCUCCAACAUCGACUGUUUGAUUGCAUUCGGAGGCAGCAGCAUCAUCCAAGAUUCAACCAUUUGUGCCAGCUCCUACAACGUCACCAGCCAGUCUACAUGCCAGGGCGACAGUGGUGGUCCGCUGACUGUGAUCGACUACGACGGUCAGCUGAGCGAGGUGGGCGUCACAUCGUUCGUGUCGGCAACUGGUUGCCACACUGGAUUUCCAGCUGGUUUCAUCCGACCAGGUCACUACCACGAUUGGUACUAUGAAGUGACAGGUAUAAACUUCGAUUGGGUGUUCAACCCACUUACAACUACCACAGAAGUACUAGAGACUACCACGGAAGUACUGGAGACUACCACGGAAGUACUGGAGACUACCACGGAAGUAUUGGAGACUACCACAGAAGUACUAGAGACUACCACGGAAGUACUGGAGACUACCACGGAAGUACUGGAGACUACCACGGAAGUAUUGGAGACUACCACAGAAGUACUAGAGACUACCACGGAAAUAUUGGAGACUACCACAGAAGUACUAGAGACUACCACGGAAGUUCUGGACAUUACUACGGAUAUAGACUACUGUACCUCGGAAGGACUGGAGACUACCACGGAAGUACUGGAGACUACCACACCGGUACCUGAAGUAGAAAUCGAGUAA